Messenger RNA from Episyrphus balteatus (marmalade hoverfly), 2165 nucleotides. RefSeq names its product ankyrin repeat domain-containing protein 54. The record is from RefSeq and is a predicted model, not a curated record. The transcript is spliced from 5 exons. The coding region runs from base 230 to 1108 and encodes 292 amino acids. NCBI's taxonomy places the organism in Eukaryota, Metazoa, Arthropoda, Insecta, Diptera, Syrphidae. Gene Ontology annotation, molecular function: protein binding.
UUAUUUAUUAUUUUUGUCAUCUAUCAAAAAAAAGUUCCAAAGCAAAACAACGAUACUAAACAAAAACACAAACAAAGAAACUAUAUAAAAUUCAAUUUGGAUUUUUUUUUGCAAAAAUCAAAUACCACGAAAAAAUACGAUAAUCAAUUUAUUAUUAUUAUAAAAACAAACAAAAAAAAAAAAACAAAACAAAAACCCGCCAAACAAUCUACAAUCUUCCUUCCACAAAAUGGCCUCGAACGAUUCGGGAGUGGACACUAGCAAUGACAGCAACGAUGGUAACAAUUUUAUCCUACCGACAAUUCCCCUCGUCAUUCCAAAUUUACACAAUUUCAAUUUACUUGGCGGCGGCGAUGCCGGCAUUGGCGAUGACGACCAUUCACCACAGCAAUUCGCCCAACCACAACCAAAACCAUCCGACAUGGGCGCUCUAAUGCGUCCAUCUAGUCUUCCAUCCGGCAGUAGUUCGCUAAAGCUACGCUGUCGCAAAAGAAUAUGGAGUCGUCUAAGUGGCUUUGCUAACAUUCAAGCCGAAAUGAAUGGCAGACGUUUGCGUUUAGCUGCGUCCACCUGCAACGUUGAAUUACUCACACGAAUGUUGGAAAAACUAACCGAUCCAAAUUCUUCCGACGAACACAAACGCAGUCCGUUGCAUUUGGCCGCUUGUCGUGGUUAUGAUGAGAUUGUGUCUCUACUUUUGCGAUUCGGCGCUAAUCCUAAUAUUGUCGAUUCUUUAGGCAACACUCCUCUUCACUUGGCUGUGAUUUCAGCUUCUUCGAAUAACUUUAAUCAAGUUGUUCGAAUUUUAUUGCAAGGUGGAGCUAGUUUGCAUGUAUACGAUCGCAGUGGGAAGACUCCAUUUGAGUUAGCCGAAAGUAAAUGGAGAUUAUUAAAGUUACGCUAUCAAAAUCCAACUCCAGAGAAGGAGAAGAUUUUAGAGGAUAUGUGUUUGCUGAUUAGUUUGAUGUUGCGUUAUUUAUGUCGGCAGAAACAAGAUAUCGAUGAUUUGGAUGCUUUGGAGAGUCGUUUGAAGAAUCUUAGCACUGAAGAUCAAGUUGCUGAGGCAGAUGCGUUGUUGGCUAGUGUUGAGAAGAUGUCACUCAAGUAGUUGUAGUCUAGAUUCUUUAGUUUAUUAUAAGUUUUUUUGCGUAAAUAUCUCGAAGCAAAAAGAAAAAGAAGACGAAUAAAUUUAUUGUAUUUAUGAUUUAACUUUAAAAAAAAAAUUAAAAACAGAAAAAAAAAAACUUGUAACUUUGCGUAAACGAGGGACGUAAGAGAGAGAGAGAGAGAGAGACGAUUAUCGUCGCAAAUUUGAAUAAAAAUCAAAUGUUUAUUAAAAAAUUUGGAUUUCUCUUUUAUUUUUUGUUUGUAUGAUCAUUUUUUGUUGUUUUCAGAGAAAGAAGUUGUUUUGAGUUUCUUUAGAGUUGUCAAACGAGGGGAGGUCGAUCAUAUGGCUUUGAGGUUUUGACAAGUAGAUUGGGAAAUCAACAACUACUGUAAACAAAAGUAAAAUUUUGCUGUGAGAAGAUCGUACGGAAUUAAUAAAUUAUUUACACAAAAAAAAAGGAAGCCGGCUUAAACCAAUCUGAAACUAGUUGAACCAAAAAGAGAAGAGAAUUAAAUAGACUGUUUCGAAUUUUUUGUGCAUUUCCUCGAAUUUUUAGUGCUAAAAUGGCUGAUUCAUAUUGUUCUAAAAGAGAUCCAAACUGUUUUACGAAUCUUCCUCUUCUCGAAGUUAUUUCACAAUGGUUUCGUGACAAUCAUGAUUUCUACUUAGAUCUUAAUCCAGCAGUUGUAAUAUAUUCUGGAUUUUUGUGCCUUAUUGCUUGGAUAUUAAUAAAAAUCUUCUUUCGAAUUAUUAAAUCAAUGAUAAAACCAUUACUUAUUAUCUUAGGAUUAAUGAUAAUUGUGUAUACAAAACAAUUUUCAUAUAGUGAAAAUGCUGGUGAUUUUGUAUUAAAUGUUAUAUCAAAUACAAUUAUGUUAGGCUCGAAAGUUCUAGGCCCAAUUACUAGAAUCGCUUUUGGUGAUCAAGCUGACCUAUAAAAUUCUCACUUAAAUUUUGUAAAAAAAGAUCAAAUUUUUUUAAAUGAUAUUCCAAAUUAAUAAUACAAAGAAAUUGUAUUCGAUACCUCAUAUUAAACAUUUAUUACAUUUCUACGGUC